Miniopterus natalensis is the source of this 2296-nucleotide messenger RNA. The record is from RefSeq and is a predicted model, not a curated record. NCBI's taxonomy places the organism in Eukaryota, Metazoa, Chordata, Mammalia, Chiroptera, Miniopteridae.
AUGUUAUCCACUCACUGGAAGAAAAGGAAAGGGCCAAGAGUGAUCUCCACAGUCACAUUUCCCCAGCUGUCGCGCGAGGAACCACGAACAGGGCUCCUGCACGUUGGGAAAGAGACCCUUUGCGACAGAGCGCCGGGCUGCGACGCUGAGCUCUGGCCGCGGACCGUCCCAGGGCAGGCGGGGCCCUGGCGGGAGGCUCCGACCGCCCGCGGGGCCAGCGGACAGCGCCUCUGCCACGGCUCCCACUGCGGAGGGCGGCGGGGAGGCCGGUGUGGCUCCGCGGCCUCGCGCCCCCACCCCUUCGCCUCCGGGGACUCGGCGGCCUCGGCCAAGCCGCUGCUGCGCUGGGACGAGGUGCCCGACGACUUCGUGGAGUGCUUCAUCCUGUCGGGCUACCGGCGGCUGCCCUGCACGGCGCAGGNGGCGCAGGAGUGCCUCGCCUCGGUGCUGAAGCCCACCAACGAGACGCUCAACUUCUGGACGCACUUCAUCCCGCUGCUGCUGUUCCUGAGCAAGUUCUGCCGCCUGUUCUUCCUGAGCGGCCGCGACGUGCCCUUCCACCACCCGUGGCUGCUGCCGCUGUGGUGCUACGCGUCGGGCGUGCUGCUGACCUUCGCCAUGAGCUGCACGGCGCACGUGUUCAGCUGCCUGUCGCUGCGCCUGCGCGCCGCCUUCUUCUACCUGGACUACGCGUCCAUCAGCUACUACGGCUUCGGCAGCACCGUGGCCUACUACUACUACCUGCUGCCCGGCCUGAGCCUGCUGGACGCCAGGGUGAUGACCCCCUACGUGCAGCAGCGCCUGGGCUGGCACGUGGACUGCACGCGCCUCAUCGCCGCCUACCGCGCGCUCGUGCUGCCCGUGGCCUUCCUGCUGGCGGUGGCCUGCACCGUGGCCUGCUGCAAGAGCCGCACCGACUGGUGCGCCUACCCGUUCGCGCUGCGCACCUUCGUCUUCGUCAUGCCGCUGAGCAUGGCCUGCCCCAUCAUGCUGGAGAGCUGGCUCUUCGACCUGCGCGGCGAGAACCCCACGCUCUUCGUGCACUUCUACCGCCGCUACUUCUGGCUGGUGGUGGCCGCCUUCUUCAAUGUGAGCAAGAUCCCCGAGCGCAUCCAGCCCGGCCUCUUCGACAUCAUCGGCCACAGCCACCAGCUCUUCCACAUCUUCACCUUCCUCAGCAUCUACGACCAGGUGUACUACGUGGAGGAGGGCCUGCGCCAGUUCCUCAAGGCGCCGCCGGCCGCCCCCACCUUCUCGGGCACCGUGGGCUACAUGCUGCUCUUGGUGGUCUGCCUGGGGCUGGUCGUCAGGAAGUUCCUCAGCAGCUCCGAAUUCAGCAGUAAAAAGUGAGCCCUGCGGGAGGCGGCUGGUUUGCCCACCUAUUUGUACUUUGUUGUUGCUAUCGUUGGUUUGUUUUCCGGUUUUGUUGUGUUUCCUUCUUUGCUCCGGGAGGGUGCUGCAGAGCCACAGGGGAAAAGUCCAGUGGGGGGGGCGGGGGCUUCGGAAAAGGGAAGGCGGUCAAACAGGAGGGAGGAGAGGGCCACUGGUUUUUACCCGUGGACAAAAUCCAGGUGGUGUCUGUGACAUCCAGGGAUUUUUCGAAGGCAACGAAUAAAAUCCCAAAUAAAACUCCAACCAGUUCGAUUUUCCAGUCGUCUUCUGUGCCAGCGGUAAUAACAAGUAGCCCUUGUGAGGUCAGGUAUGCAUUAAAGAGGGUAAGUAGACAGAAUCCCUGGGUACUUCCAUUUCAGUCUGAGGAAUGUGUGGAUUUGUCAAAAGAAUGGAGCUUUGUAGGAAACGGGCACAAAGACAUAAGCCUAGAGCUUAACCUACUAGAAAAUGCAUGGAAUGUGAACAAGUUAGUUAUUUCAAAAUGUCUCUCAAAUGUUAUUUAAAUAGUAAUAUAUACAAUGAUUUUCAGAAUUUUCACAAGCCUUUAAUAUGCACUGAAUUUUAUUUGUCAUGUAGUUUUGAAUUUUGCAGUCUUCUGCAUUGCACACACUUGAACUGGACAGCAGGGCAAGCUGCUGGAGAGCUCUCAGCUACCUUCCUAAACAGUGUUUUCUGAAGGCCUGUGUGCCAUGAUACAAAUGUGAAUUAUCUACCUUAGGGACUCUGGGUAGACUACUGGUGAGGAGCUCAGGGGUCUGUAGAUCGCAGACACCCACUUACUCUAAUGUACACCACAAGACCUACCCUAUUUUUGGUUUGGUUUGGUUUGGUUUGGAUCUUCUUUCCCUCUCUACUUACUUAAAUUACCACUGGAAUAAAUGUGCCUUUUGAAGCAAUGCCCAAA